This is a messenger RNA of Megalobrama amblycephala (Wuchang bream), 2379 nucleotides long. RefSeq names its product RFNG O-fucosylpeptide 3-beta-N-acetylglucosaminyltransferase (gene rfng). The coding region runs from base 393 to 1517 and encodes 374 amino acids. The transcript has 9 exons. Lineage: Eukaryota; Metazoa; Chordata; Actinopteri; Cypriniformes; Xenocyprididae. Gene Ontology annotation, biological process: pattern specification process; regulation of Notch signaling pathway. The record is from RefSeq and is a predicted model, not a curated record. Gene Ontology annotation, cellular component: Golgi membrane. Gene Ontology annotation, molecular function: O-fucosylpeptide 3-beta-N-acetylglucosaminyltransferase activity.
UCCGCCAGAGGGCGCUGGUUUCCAAAGCAUGCCCCUUUGGCAUCUACAGACAGAAAGGACAAUGUAUUUGUUAGUAUGUGUUUGUCAGAGUCACAGAGGUCAUCAGAACCAGCACAACACAGCAGCAGUGAUUCAGAGCUGAACCGGGAGGAACAUUGUAAUAAAUAAUCGGAGAAGUUCGAGAAGCGUCAAGCGAAGAAGUCAAACAGGAACAAUAAGAGCUGAGUGUGGAUGACUCAUGCGGACUUUACUCGACGAGACGAACAAAGAUCUCCAGCAGUGCUGUCGCUUUACUCUGAUCUGACGGGGUUAUUCGUUUAAAAGUCCCGAGGAUCCGGAUCGCUCUCGUGAUGCAGUGAAGAUGGCAGGCGCUGGUAUUGAGUACAGGAAGAAUGCACUUAUCCCAUGUCGGCACCAACAAAAUCUGCUUCCUGCUUUCCCUGGCAUUUUGUGCCCUUCUGGUGCUCCUCAUUCCCUCCCUACAACCUCCGCAGCGUCAGACGGAUCUGCCCCAACCGCGGCCCCAAGCCAAGCCUGCCAGACACGACCUCUACGGGAACCCCGGCCAAGGAAGUCAUGGUGCCAAGGAUGGUAGUUUCAUUCACCCACUUCCUCCCGGAGGCCGACCCCAGGACCCGCAGAGGAUGUCAGAGGGGGACGCUGCGCACGCCAAUCCCCCCGGGUCCCGUUCCAAAGACUCUUUGGAUUUGAGAGACAUUUUUAUUGCCGUUAAGACCACCAGGAAAUAUCACAAGUCCAGACUGCAGCUCCUGUCCCAGACCUGGGUGUCCAAAGCCAAGGAACAGACGUUUAUCUUCACUGAUGGAGAGGAUAAGGAGCUCAAGCAGAAAGCAGGGCUCAACAUCAUCAACACCAACUGCUCCGCGGCGCACACGCGUCAAGCCCUGUGCUGCAAGAUGUCCGUGGAGUAUGACAAAUUCAUCGAGUCACAAAAAAAGUGGUUCUGUCACGUGGAUGAUGAUAACUAUGUGAUCCUGCCCAGUUUGCUGGAGCUGCUGUCGUCAUACUCUCACACACAGGACGUGUACUUGGGAAGACCCAGUCUGGACCACCCCAUCGAGGCCGCCGAGAGGGUCAAGAGCGACGGAUCGGUGUCAGUGAAGUUCUGGUUUGCCACUGGAGGAGCUGGAUUCUGCAUCAGCCGAGGCUUGGCGCUCAAAAUGAGUCCAUGGGCAAGUCUUGGAAACUUCAUUACAACUGCAGAGAAGAUCCGCCUCCCAGACGACUGUACAGUAGGCUACAUCAUCGAGGCCUUGCUGGAAGUUCCUCUGACACACACAGGCUUGUUUCACUCACACCUGGAGAAUCUCCAGAGACUUCCUACGGACAACAUACUCAAACAGGUGACCCUCAGUUAUGGUGGAUUCGAGAACAGGAGGAAUGUGGUCAGUGUCGGGGGAGUGUUCUCAUUGGCUGAAGACCCUUCACGGUUUAAAACGGUUCACUGCCUACUCUACCCAGACACUGAGUGGUGCCCACGCAAGACUCGUCACUGACCUCUGGGAUACGAGUGCCUCGUCACGGAGCAGAGACCUUCGCAAGCUCGACUUCCAUAAAACUCUUUAUACCAAAAUAAUACUGAGCUGGUUGGUGGUUUGCAAAGUGUUUUUUGGUACUUUCUAUGUUUAUAUGGUGAAACAGGGUGGCUGUAAUUUAUUGUUGUCCUGAAAUAUUGUGUUUUUGAGAAGUGCCAGCUGGUUUACUUAUACUGAGCGUUUGGGAAGGAUUGUGCUCUCUGUUAGAUUUACUGGGGGAUUUUUCGUUGGAAUGAUUCAAGCCUUUGACAUCAUCUUUAUAGAGUUGUCUUUUUCCUAAGGGUCAUAAAUAUGCCAGGUGCAAUCCUUAAAAUUUGUGUGCAAGAUGGACGAGAAAAACAGUAUUAAUGCAGUUUUAUAGUAUUUUGUUUCCAAGAUUUAUGCAACCACCAGCUCAUCUACUGCCAAUGCUUGCAGCUUGCGUUCUUAUUCAGAGUCUCGAGAUGUGCAGGCUAAAACUCCUGGAGGGAAAAUAUACAGACCAAAAGCAAUUGUUGCAACCAGUCCAAGUCUUGCUAAUUUAUCCAUUGCUUGCCAUUUAUAUUUAACAAACAUGACCGUUUAAAUGUGUUUUAUGUGCCGUUCAAAUGAUCCUUCUGAUAUUUGCACAAACACGUUCCUCACUGCAGGCCAGUGGUUUGCGUAAACAUGCCAAAACUACACUAACGGUGACAGACAUGUUGUAAAUGUGAUCUCCGAUGACACUACCAAAUGCUUUUUCAGUUGAAUGUCUUUGCACCUGUUUUUUUUUUUUUUUUUUUAUCUGAUGACUGAUAAUGUUGUAAAGUAUGAUUUUCAUUUUAAUAAAUUUAUUUAUUAUGCA